Messenger RNA from Fragaria vesca subsp. vesca, 1169 nucleotides. Its product is annotated as chloroplast processing peptidase-like. Gene Ontology annotation, cellular component: chloroplast thylakoid membrane. Gene Ontology annotation, biological process: thylakoid membrane organization. Lineage: Eukaryota; Viridiplantae; Streptophyta; Magnoliopsida; Rosales; Rosaceae. The record is from RefSeq and is a predicted model, not a curated record. The coding region runs from base 238 to 822 and encodes 194 amino acids. Gene Ontology annotation, molecular function: serine-type endopeptidase activity. The transcript is spliced from 6 exons.
UUCUUCUCUGCCUCUCUCUCUCUAGCUCUCUGUCUGAAGCUGAAGCUGAAGCAGAGUCAGCACUCUUUCAUGGGAAGUUGGGCACGGCGAUUACAAAAACGGUGUAGUUCGAUCACAACCCACAAUCACUAGCUUGUUUCCCCUUUGCAAAAGAUUGAAGCUUUUCCGAGCUUUGCUUUCUUUUCUUAUUUUUUGCUCUUGUUGUUGUUUUUGUGUGUGUGUUUCAAUCUUUUUGCAAUGAGCUUCUUGCGGCCCUCUGCUUUGUACCAGUGCCUACUUGCGUACCCUUCGCUGCGUUGGAUGCCGUGUCAGAGUUGGGAGUUUCUCCGGUGGCCGGGGCUCGAUGGGUUCAUGAGACUCUUGGUGGUGGUGCUUCUCUGGACUAUGUUUUCCGAAAUCCGGUUCAUUCCAUCUUCUUCUAUGUACCCGACUCUUCGUGUUGGUGAUCGAGUCCUGGUUGAAAAGGCCUCAUUAUUCUUCAGAUCCCCUGCUUUGCAUGAUAUUGUAACAUUUCGAGAUCCAACACAGGAACCUGGAGACUUGGAACAGACUGUUUUCAUAAAGAGGAUUGUCGCAAAAGCUGGAGACUUGGUUGAGGUUCGGAAUGGAUGGCUCUAUGUCAAUGGUAUUGCACAGAAAGAAGAUUUUAUAGCAGAACCACCCACAUAUGUAUUAAAUUUGACUUAUGUGCCUGAAGGCCAUGUAUAUGUGCUGGGUGACAACCGUAACAACAGCUACGAUUCUCAUGUUUGGGGACCCCUUCCAACGAAAAACAUCAUGGCAAGAUAUGUCACGUGUUGUCACAGACCUCUACGCAGUUAAUUCAAUAGUUGAAGACUGGCUAGAGGUACUUGAAGCUUUAGGAUUUGACAUGAGGUAGUGUAGAUAUGCGUCAAAUGCAGUCAUUUCGUACCCCAUUUGUGAUCUGUGAUUCCAUUUUUAACAUUCAAUCAAGGCAUGCAACUUGAUGUUGGAUGCUGUCUGUGUAUUUGUGUGGAGUACAAUGCCUGUUAAUUGCUGGUAGACAAUUGACAAAGAAAACUAAAUUUCUUGUCAAUGCUCCAUCACAGAGACAACUCAACUUCUCUGUAGUAAUCGUAGCAUCGCAUUCUGUUGGUCUGUACUCUAUUGUAUAAUGCAACUUAACUUCUUGCGACUGCUUUAACCAU